ACAAUUUAUUGAGGUUUGGGGCACUGAAACUGACCAUGAGACGGUGAAAAAAUAAAGUUCUGUCAUGGGGUUUCUGUAUACGCCGCUCCCCCUCCUGGCUCCACCCUCCAGGGAUGGCCCCCCUCUUCCCCUCUCUAGAAGCCCCCACUUGGGAGUCUUUAUGUUUUAGUGUAAUCUCAUGGAGAUAACAUUUUAGUUGGGGCUGGGGGCUGGGACUGCUGGUUCUAAGGGAGGAGGGGCCCAGGCCGCCAAGGUUGCGGGGUGAUCCAGCUGGAGCGCGGCCAGCCCCGCCCCUCACGCGCCCCGUUAUCUCUCAUCCUGGGCCGAGGGAGGAGGCGGCGCAGUCUAUUUAGGCUCUGUCCUUCGCCCCUUAUCUCAGUGUCCUCGGGGAGGCCUGAGCAGCCAGGAAGAGGCCGAGCGUCCCAGGGACCUCCAAGGUCGCCCCGACGCCCCGUCACUGACCCACCGAGAGCCCCGGGAUCUGUCUUCUGCCCGCGCAAUUCCCGGCCUGAGACUCGGCAUGGCGGAUGAGAGCAGCGGUGCGGGCGGGGACGCGCGCCCCGCGCCCGCCCCGGUGCGACGCCUCUCCUCAGCCAACUACCGCGCCUACGCCACGCAGCCGCAUGCCAAGAAAAAGUCUAAGAUCACGGCCUCGAGGAAACUGCUGCUGAAGACCCUGAUGCUGCAGAUCGCGAAGCAGGAGCUGGAGCGCGAGGCGGAGGAGCGGCGCGGCGAGAAGGGGCGCGCCCUGAGCGCGCGGUGCCAACCCCUGGAGCUGGCCGGGCUCGGCUUCGCGGAGCUGCAGGACUUGUGCCGACAGCUCCACGCCCGCGUGGACAAGGUGGAUGAUGAGAGAUAUGACGUGGAGGCAAAAGUGACAAAGAACAUCAAGGAGAUCGCAGAUCUGACCCAGAAGAUCUUUGACCUUCGGGGCAAGUUUAAGCGGCCCACCCUGAGGAGAGUGAAGAUCUCUGCAGAUGCCAUGAUGCAGGCGCUGCUGGGGACCCGGGCUAAGGAGUCCACGGACCUACGGGCCCACCUCAAGCAGGUGAAGAAGGAGGACACUGAGAAGGAAAUCCGGGAGGUGGGAGACUGGCGCAAGAACAUCGACGCGCUGAGUGGAAUGGAGGGCCGUAAGAAAAAGUUCGAGGGCUGAGCCCACCUGCCGGCCACCCUGGCCCUGAGGAUGGCCCCGGAGAAUAAAGCUUGUCUCUCUGA
Molecule: messenger RNA, 1218 nt
Organism: Choloepus didactylus (southern two-toed sloth)
Lineage: Eukaryota; Metazoa; Chordata; Mammalia; Pilosa; Megalonychidae
Gene: TNNI3
Product: troponin I3, cardiac type
Exons: 8
Coding region: 521-1156 (211 amino acids)
Biological process (GO): muscle contraction
Cellular component (GO): troponin complex
Source: RefSeq, a predicted model, not a curated record